Molecule: messenger RNA, 1384 nt
Organism: Panicum virgatum (switchgrass)
Lineage: Eukaryota; Viridiplantae; Streptophyta; Magnoliopsida; Poales; Poaceae
Product: cell division cycle-associated protein 7-like
Exons: 8
Coding region: 111-983 (290 amino acids)
Biological process (GO): regulation of DNA-templated transcription
Cellular component (GO): nucleus
Source: RefSeq, a predicted model, not a curated record
UCAAACUUCGCACAUCUCACCGCUGGUCAGCGCGGAGCGCCUGAGCCACCACCCACUAGACCCUGUCCCCAAUCAGCCAAUAUUUGCAAGGCAAGGCCGCCGCCGCCGCGAUGGGGAGGCUCAGCGCCAAGUCCGACUACGAGUGCCUCCGCGACGCUCGCAUCUCCGAGAACAUGGCCCGAAUGGAGAUGCUCGGCCUGCUCCGCUGCGCGGGGGAGCUCAGCAACAUCGCCUGCUCCGCCUCCAGCAACCGCGCGGCCGGGAGCGCGACCCCCCGGAAUCGGAAGCCCCCCAGGCCGCGGGCGAUGAGCAUGACCCCGCUCCGCCGCUCCAUCCGCCUCGCCGCCGCGACGCCGACUGGAUCCCCGUCGACGAACCGCCGCUCCGCCCGGUUGAACGGGCAGUCUGUUCAGCACAAGGCGCUGCCUCCCAAAGGAGCUUUGAGUAAGUUGGCGGCGGCCGCGGCGGAGGAGACAGACGAUGACGAUGACGAUGACGAGGAGAAUCUGGCGUUGUUGGUGGACAAGAAGAGGGUGCAGGCGCUUCAGGAGAGGCGAUGCGACAGCAAGGGAAGGGGAGGCGUGUACGACCCUGUUCUUGGGAUCUGUUGCCAUUUCUGCAGGCAGAAGAAAUUGUGCGGCGAGGAGGACUGCAAGCGCUGCGGGAAAGGUGAUCUGAAGCAGCCGUGCUUAGGAAAGACGGAUUGUUCAUCUUGUCAUUCUUCGAAUGGGAUACUCUGCCGUGCUUGCCUGAAAGUUAGGUACGGCGAAGAGAUGGAAGAGGUGAGGAAGAACAAGGAUUGGAUGUGCCCUCACUGCAUUGAGGAGAAGGGUAUCAAGAAGUUCUGGAUAUGCAACAGCUCCUUCUGUCUGAAGAAGAGGAAGAUACCACCAACUGGGAUUGCCAUAUACAAUGCAAGGGAACAAGGAUACGAAUCAGUUGCGCACCUUCUCAUGGACAGGCUGAAGCGACAAGCAUUCUGACAAUGACUGGUUUUCACAUGUUCAAUGCUUCAGUGAUUUAGUGAUGAUGGUUGCGACUGUAGUGGGAGUUCUGUUUUCUGGUAGUUUAGAUGUUAAACAUCUUAUCCUCUUAGUACAAGUAUCUCUGUUGAAAUGGUACACUUUUGCGCCCAGGAAUGUGAAGUUAGGAGCUCUACCACUAGAUGGUAGACAUCUUAUCCUCUUAGAAGUGUUUGCUGAAAUGGUACACUUUAGCGUCCAAGAAUGUGGCUUCAGAGAUCAGACAGUAACAAUGGUAGUUGUAAUGGGCCAAUUUCAACUUGUCUAUUUAUCGUAUCCGUGUUGUGUACUUGUGUUGAGGAACAGAGCAAGGACGAGUGAUUUGAACGUAAAACGAAGUCAAUGCUGCUGCAUGCUUAGUC